CUUGCUCCAGAUGUGGAAUUUCAACAACUCCCGGAGCCAGCCGUGGCACAGAGCGAGUCUAGGAAGGCGCAGCUGCUUGCCAUGAACACAACUGCAUCCCUGACCAUCAUAGACUGGGUUGUAUUGAGCGGCUCCCGGUUCUACGUAAAUAAUAUCUCAAAAAUACCUGGCUGUGUUAUCGAUACCAGAUAUGUGUUCGCGAUGGAACCCAAUCCAGAAUGCGUUUCAGUUCCAGUGUUUCAAAGAGCGAGUCAACACAGACUCUACUUUGGUGACGUCUACAACGUGACCGGAUACACCUUUCUACAUGCGUAUGCGUUUACUCACCGCUGUGCUUGUGAGGGAAUCUGCUGUGGGUCCUGGCCCAUACGCGAGAGAAUCAUUGGGACCGCCUACCACUAUGGAAAUUAUGCUGCCUCGACCGACAAGAACCAAGCCCUCUACAUUGUGGGCUGGCUCCGAUCCGAUAAUAGCACUGGGGAUGGCAUGAGCAAAACCAAUUGCUAGAUCAGAGAAAUACUGAGGAAUCUAAUCCUCAGAUGUUUGUGAGCGC
Messenger RNA from Cylicocyclus nassatus, 553 nucleotides. The record is from the annotation of a GenBank genome assembly. NCBI's taxonomy places the organism in Eukaryota, Metazoa, Nematoda, Chromadorea, Rhabditida, Strongylidae.